GGGGAAAUGGCAAUUUUUCCCAGAAAUGGCAAGGCGAGCAAGCGCCUGGGUUUAGUAAACGUUUUCCAGAAGAAAAUAAUAAGCCAAAGACCAAAAAGAAAAAAGAGCCAGUUUUCUCUCAUUAUUGUGAUACCUGUGACCGUGGCUAUAAAAACCAGGAGAAGUACGAUGAACAUAUUUCACAACAUAAACAGUGCACGGAGGAAGGCUGCAAUUUCAGUGCACAUGAGAAGAUAGUUCAGAUACACUGGAAGAAUGCACAUGCGCCUGGUGCUAAAAGAAUAAAAUUAGAUAGUCCGGAAGAGAUCGCUAGAUGGAGAGAAGAAAGAAAAAAAAAUUUUCCUACGUUGGCAAAUGUUGAAAAGAAGAAGGCGAUGCAGAUGCAGAAGGAAGAAAGGGGAGAAGUGCUGACUACCCAACAGUUUGGCAAAAUGAAGGGGAUGUGGAAACCUCCAGAAAAUGAAGAGAGGUUUGGGCAGCAAGGAAGACAGAGGAGAAGACAAAGGCGCCCAUUCUGGAAGAAAUUUAGGAAAAAUAGCGGUGAUUAUAAUGCACAUAGAACUCAAAAUGAAGCCAAUGGACCAGAAAACAGCAUGUGUGAAAAGGAACAUGAAAAACAGUGUGCCUUGGUGGCUCAGCCAUAUGUGAAGGACGCGGACCCUCUUGGUCUUCUGGCAAGCAGUGACGUUGAAUCCGACAAGGAUGAAGCAGCAGCCGAAGACAGGAGGCUGGGAUUGACUGUCGUUCCCAAGCAGGUCACCUCCGCCUUGAGUUCAUUGUCAGCCAACUACGGCAGCGCGUCUGACAGCGAGCCCGAAGAAAUCCCUGUCAAGACUGCAACAAAAGCUGAGAAAAACCAGGCCGCACUCAGAAACACGCCUCAAACUACUGAUGUUCCUCGGAGUCGAAACCCGAAUGAAAAACGUCCAGAACAUGCAGGCACGACGUUAAGAAGCUCGAAUUCAAAUGCACGUCCCCCUAGAGGGCCUGAUAACUGGAGCAAGAAAACAUUACCUCUCCUUCCGAAGCGCCGUCCAACUCUGCUGGAAAUGUUACUGGCCCAGGACAUCCGACACGAAAGGAAUGUGAUUUUGCAGUGUGUUCGAUACCUCAUCCGAAAUAACAUGUUUGGACUUCAUUUUAAAACAGAACCACAAGCUGAAACAGAGACUGAACAGUCCUCUACAACUACAGCAGAGUCUUUGAUGGACAAACUUGAUGAAUCUAAUUGUUCUUGUAGCUCUGACCUUCAGUUAGCAGGAGGAGAGGAAGAUGCAUUAUUAAUAGCCCAGGGUGAGAAAGCACCCGUGGAUCAGACUUCACAGGUGGCUCAUCUGGCAGAUGAGGACACGUGGGAAACCCAGUCAAUUCAGUGUGGAGAAGCGCUGUAG
Molecule: messenger RNA, 1391 nt
Organism: Pelecanus crispus (Dalmatian pelican)
Lineage: Eukaryota; Metazoa; Chordata; Aves; Pelecaniformes; Pelecanidae
Source: RefSeq, a predicted model, not a curated record